UUAAUCUUUCAAAAAAUAAAAAACAUAACUUUGUCUUGACACUUACUACCAACUUCAAAUAAACCGAUUGGAGGAGUUGUGUGUCAGCUUCUGUGGAUUCCGACUAUACACUUGUCCUUCAUGUAACUGCACACGACCACCGGCCCACAGCACCACCCCCAAGUUUCACAAAACCAGCAGCUGAGUUAUCAAGCUAAAUCCAUCACCAGUGGAUGAAAUUUGGCCUUGCAGAGGAUCAAUCUCUCACUUCAAGAGACCCCUCUCUUGGGUCUUGAUCAGAGCCUCAGUUCGCUCGAGGGCAAGUUGUGCUUAUUAAGAUUUCAAAACCAUGUAUCCAGGAGCUUAUACUGCAGAAGUUACUUGCCUGUCUCCUAAAGCAACAGAGAAGGAUGUUUAUGAUUUUUUCAUUCACUGUGGGAUGAUUGAGCACCUUGAAAUUAUCAGGUCAGGCGAAUGUGCUCGUACUGCCUAUGUGACAUUUAGAGAUUUCUAUGCUCUCGAAACUGCUGUCUUGCUCAGUGGAGCCACAAUUGUAGAUCAACGAGUGUGCAUAUCAGGCUGGGGAAUAUACGCAGAUGAAUCUGAUCCUUGGAGUAAUUCUUCCUGGAACUAUGAAAUUAACUCUAUGGCCACCACCCCCAGAGAAGCAGUAACUGUGGCACAGGAAGUGGUCACAACCAUGAUCGCCAAGGGGUAUGUUUUGGGCAAAGAUGCACUAAUCAAGGCCAAAGCUUUUGAUGAGGCCCAUGGAGUCUCUGCUGCUGCAGCAGCCAAGAUUGCUGAGCUUAGCAAGAGAAUUGGACUAACUGAUAAGAUAUAUGCUGGCGUGGAAGCUGUUCGAUCUGUGGAUGAAAAGUACCAUGUUUCAGAGUUUAGUAAAUCAGCUGCAAAUAAGAUUUAUGGAGGUGUAGAAGCUGCUCGGGCUGUGGAAGAUAGGUACCAGCUUUUGGAGUUCACCAAAUCAGCUGCAGUGGUUACUGGGAAAACAACUGUUGCAGCUGCAAAUGCCUUUGUUAACAGCAGCUACUUUGCCAAGGGAGCUCUUUGGGUUUCAGGCAUUCUCACUCGUGCAGCAAACGCAGCAGCUGAUUUGGGCAAUAAGGGGAACAAAAUGUAAAAUUUUGGAUUGACACUACUUUUUAGUUUGUUCCUCUUUGUUCUUACCGACAAAUAAAUAAACUCUCACUGUAUAGCAACUUAGUUUGGGGGAGUUGUUUGGUAGUAACUCAGAAGUUGCACUGUACUCAGUGCACUUCCUUACAACUUAGCAUCUUUAGAUCAAUGCCACUGUAUCUUAUCCAACCUUAGAAGCUUAUUGCAAAACUCUUAGUGGUUGGUUUUUU
This is a messenger RNA of Vitis vinifera (wine grape), 1343 nucleotides long. RefSeq names its product binding partner of ACD11 1. Lineage: Eukaryota; Viridiplantae; Streptophyta; Magnoliopsida; Vitales; Vitaceae. The coding region runs from base 329 to 1117 and encodes 262 amino acids. The record is from RefSeq and is a predicted model, not a curated record. Gene Ontology annotation, molecular function: RNA binding. The transcript has 5 exons.